AUGAAGGAAGACCAUGCAAAGGGUUCUGAGAUCAGGUGUCAGAAUGUCAAGACAGCCUCUGAGUGUGGGGCCAAUGAACACGGCCAGCAGACUUUUUUGAGCAAGGCAACAAUGAAAUCUUUCGCCUGUGAAGCUUGUAUAAAUUUGAUGAUGAUAAUUGGCAGCUGGGUGGAAAAUGGUCCAGAAGAAUCCAAGGGGAUGUGUGAAUAUACUGGUUUCUGUGACACAGGGAAGGAAAUGCCUCUGCAGGCCCUGGUCCCAGCUCAUGUGGCUGCCAGCAAUGAGAUCCCUGCACCGGAGCUGGUGGAGAAGAACUUGGUUCAGAUGAGAGCUGGUCCCACUUGUGAGCUGUGCCAGUAUGUCAUCAAAGAGAUCAUCAAGUUGCUGGACAACAACCAGACAAUAGAAGAUGUGAUUAAAGCAGCAGAGAAAGUGUGCUCACUGAUCCCCAGGAACCUAGCUAAGACCUGCCGAGAUUUGGUGGACAUCUAUGGCCCGAAUAUUCUGCAUCUGCUCUUAGAGGAGUCUGAUCCUGGCUCAGCGUGUGGGACUCUUCACAUGUGCCAAGGGGAAAGGCCAGCACAUUCAGUCAAUGUGGCCCGGCUUAAGAGCGGCGUCUUCUGUGAGGUCUGCAAGAAGGUCGAUGGUUAUUUGGACCAGAACCUGGAUAAGAACAGCACAAAAGCCAUGAUCCUUGCUGCCUUUGAGAAGGCUUGUAGCAUGUUGCCUGGAGUGUACAAGGAUGAGUGUGAUGAGUUUGUGGAACAGUAUGAGCCCGUCCUGAUAGCAGCCCUGCAUGAUGAGCUGAAUCCUGAUUCUCUGUGUCUGAAAAUUGGAGCUUGCCCCAAAGCAGCUUCUAAGCCCCCGUUGGGAACUGAGCAGUGUGUUUGGGGCCCGAGUUACUGGUGCAAGAACAUGGAGACAGCAGCUCAGUGCAAUGCUGUUGAGCAUUGCAAGAAAAAUGAAUGAAAUUAGAGGAAAACUGGAGAAAUGACAACUUCUUCUCUACUUGUGUGUCUGGUGGAAUGGAACAUACAGAUCUGAUUUUUUUUCCUGUUUCUAAAAGAGCCUAUGUUCUCUUCUUCCUCCAUCCCAU
This is a messenger RNA of Dromiciops gliroides (monito del monte), 1096 nucleotides long. Its product is annotated as prosaposin-like. The transcript has 9 exons. The coding region runs from base 1 to 969 and encodes 322 amino acids. Gene Ontology annotation, biological process: lipid metabolic process. The record is from RefSeq and is a predicted model, not a curated record. Lineage: Eukaryota; Metazoa; Chordata; Mammalia; Microbiotheria; Microbiotheriidae.